AUGAUCCAGGCCAAGUUCAAUGCGUCUGCAUCUGAGCAACGAGAUGCAGACCACUUGGAAAAAAGUGGGACAAUCUGUGCGCGCUCCACAGGGAUGGGACCAGUGCCUUCGAAAUACAGCCUCGUCACAGAGGCUGUGAUGGAUGAUGUUGGCAGGAGUACUGCCUCUGUUGUUGGAGCCGCAACUAUGGCUACUGACAGUACCUUCAACAUGCUUAUCAGUAUUGAACAACCAGUAUUCGUAGCUCCAGCCCCCGCCCUGACACCAUCUCAAGGCCCUGUAAAGAGAAAGAACUGUUGCUGUGAUUGCCACACGGAGGUGGAAAGGCUGAUGGCCAAACAACUGAAGCUACAGAUCCAGUAUUUGAAGUUUAAAUUAAAAAGAACUGGAGAUACUACAUUUGAACAGUAGAUGCCCUCCAUCCUUGGCGAUUCAUUUCAGUGUUUUAAUAUAUAUUGUUAUAAAAUGUUUAAGUGACAAAAUAACAAUAGCAUAUAAAAGUUGUGUGUAUUAUUAGUCUUGGAAUUAUUUUUACCCCCUGUGCCUUGCAUAUUGGGGGAAAAAGUUGACUUUGGGAAAACUACAAAAUCGGGCUAAAAUAGCAAAUAUAAUGGUAAAUUUACUUGUUUUCACUUUUUGCAUUUAUCAAAUUGGG
Mya arenaria is the source of this 655-nucleotide messenger RNA. RefSeq lists its product as uncharacterized. The record is from RefSeq and is a predicted model, not a curated record. The transcript is spliced from 4 exons. Lineage: Eukaryota; Metazoa; Mollusca; Bivalvia; Myida; Myidae. The coding region runs from base 1 to 411 and encodes 136 amino acids.